CAUUUCCAAUUCGGAUCCCCUUAAACCUCUAAACCCCUGCAUGAAAACCUAAAUUAAGAAACCCUUCUUCUCCGAUGCGCUAAGAUCACAGUCGACGUUGAAUCUACAGACCAUAGUAUUGACAAUUAACAAUAAAUCCCGACAAAUUAUUGGUGUAAUCGAAGAUGUACUUCAGAUUUCGACGAAUGCGUCAUAUGUUUAGGGUUUUGCCCAAGAUUUAUCCAGAUACUAUUUACCGGUUAUCUGGGGCGGGCAUCAAUGUUUUAGCAGAUCCCCGUUCGGCUGCUGCUUGGUUUACUGCGAGCAAUAGCAUCUACAGUAGGCUUGAUCUGGCUUGCUGUCAAGGGCAAAGAUAUUCCUCUGUAGUUGAAACGAAACACGAGAAGCUCUCUACUGUUGAUAUUUUGUCCUUCGUUCGAUCUUCUCUCCAUCGGCCUAGAGGCCCUUCUCACUACUGGUUGAACAGAACUACGGGCAGCAAGGAUUUGUUCAAGGAAAAUGGAAUUAUUCUAGUUCUCAUAGGUGAAUAUCUGGAAGCUUCUCUCGAAGCUAAUCAAAAUACUGUCAAAAUGUUCGAAAAAGCAAAGUCACUUCAACAGAGGUACCCUUUCCUUCAAGUUGUUGCAUUACAACAUGGCAAAUCAAUAUGCCCGAAUGAUAUUUCUACAAAUUUUCUCCAGAGAAUUGUCGAGAAAUAUGUUACAUUUCCUAUCGUGUUGUGUAGCAAGGAUAUAUUUGAGAUGGCAAACAAACCAUGCUACAUCAUAUCUAAAGAUUUUCAAAAUCCUAUGGUCUAUCCUAGUGAGGAUGUAGAUCUUAAGGUUCUUGAUAAAGCCAUUCAUGAUUUGAAUGCGGAAAAUAGCAACAAACCCAAACUCGAUGACGUGAAGAGCAGUUGGGUCAAAUCCAUUGAAAUUGUUAAGGAACCAGAUGUUUGUUCUGCUUCAAGAAAUUUAUUGUUUUCCUUCCCAGGUUGCAUUUCAGUUGAUGAAAGUAGCAAUCACCUGUUCCUUUCUGAUGUUAAUCACCACAGGAUAAUUGUGUUCAACAGCAACGGGAAAAUUUUAGAUGCCAUUGGUUCUUCUCCUGGAUUUGAGGAUGGAGAGUUUGAAAGUGCUAAGUUAAUGCGCCCUGCAGCCUCAUUUUAUCACGAUUUUGAGGACUGUCUAUAUUUUGUGGAUUCUGAGAACCAUGCGAUCAGAAAAGCUGAUAUGGAGAAGAGGGUUGUGGAGACAGUUUUUCCAGUCACCGAGGGUACCAAAAGUCCAGGUUUAUGGAAGUGGAUUCUGGACAAGAUAUGGACAGAAAAGAAAACAAAUUUGAAGUCCGAAGAAUUUGAUUCCGACUCGUUUUUGUUUCCAUGGCAUAUUCUGAAGUCAUCGAAUAAUGACAUUUUUGUACUCAAUCAGAGCUUUGAAACUCUAUGGAUCGUAGAUUUGGAAUCAGGGUUUAUCAGAGAAGUUAUAAAAGAAUCUUCAAAGAUUUUGGAGAUCUGUGGGCAGAUUAUUCUCGAUAAAUGCAUUCCGUUAAAGCAGUUACCUAGUAUUUGGUUAGAGGAGCAAACCAAGAACAAUUGUUCAUUGGACGGAAUUCCGUAUGCUGGUCUUAUGUCUUCUGUUGCAACUUGUUCAGACAAUGUAGUGUUCUGUGAUACAGUUGCUCAGCAAGUAAUUAAGUUUAGCAAAGGGUCUGAAUCUGCGAAGAGCUUUCGAUUCUCAAACUUCGGAAUUCUUGGGCUGCCUUAUUGGCUAGCAUCUUCCCUCGAACGAGUUUAUGCUGUUGAUGAAAUCUCGGGAAUAGACCCUGAUCAUUCACAAAGUUUCCAUUUACCACCAGGCAGAGUGGAUAUAGAGAUGAAUGUGAAUAUUCCAAAAGAUGCUGAUUUAGUCGAACAACCACAAGAAGGAUCCAUUUGGCGUCAGGCUAGAGGAGCAGCUGUCGAAGUCUCAGGUGUAGAGAACAAGGCUGCUUCAUCAGAAAAGGUAGGUGUUGCUCAGCAAUGGUACGAUGAAAUCGACAAUCUCAGCUUUUCAACGCCACAAGAAGAAUCAAGCACAAUAGAACAAAGCAAAAUCCCAGGUGAAGAAUUGCAAGAAGGGAAAAUUCGUAUUUGUUGCACAGUCAACACUAGUCCUGGAACAAGUGAGGCUAUUGUUUAUGCUGCACUUUACAUGAGGCUUAAAAAGAAUUCAAAUUCACGAGCGAGCAAAGCAGAGAGAAUAGCUGAUAUGAUUGACCCUAAGAAAAAAACUAAAAAAGAUUUGCUCGUUAAGCUCUUGAUGUCGUCACACGGAGAUCUCGAAGAACUCGUGUGUACGAGACCAUUACACGUGAGAAUUAAGUUUAGUUGUGGGGACCACAAAAAGGCGGAUAAUUCAAAGGCUAUAGUUCUAACCGAUUCCUCCGUGAAGGUCGAUGUUACACUACUGUAAGUAGUAGCUGAAUGAGAUUUGCUGGUCAUGCAUUAAGAAGAGGGCUCGAUUGUAAUUUUGUAACUUUAUUGUUGUUAGCCAUGGAACAUAUGGACUUGCCAAAUUUUUGACUGUUUGAUAUUUAUUUAUGAUUUUAUGAGGUUAUUAUUGUUGUCCUAAUUUACUGCUUAUAUACGAAAAAAGCUAUUUGGCAGAGUUUGUAAGUGAAGUUUGUCGGAAAUUA
Erythranthe guttata (spotted monkey flower) is the source of this 2655-nucleotide messenger RNA. RefSeq names its product NHL domain-containing protein. The record is from RefSeq and is a predicted model, not a curated record. NCBI's taxonomy places the organism in Eukaryota, Viridiplantae, Streptophyta, Magnoliopsida, Lamiales, Phrymaceae.